Messenger RNA from Chara braunii, 2186 nucleotides. Lineage: Eukaryota; Viridiplantae; Streptophyta; Charophyceae; Charales; Characeae. The record is from the annotation of a GenBank genome assembly.
GUCAGCUUUGGAUGAUGAACAUGCCAGUUGUGCAAGGAGCCACCAGCUUCCCGGGGAGCUCAUACUUGGGUGUUUUCUGCUAGUGUCAGUUGGCUGCUUGGAGUCUGCAGUGUGUGGUGCACUCUGUGAAGAGUCAGAAGGAAUUCUUUGAGUAUGCAGAGAAGGGGAAUGUUAUUCCCUUGUGCCGGAGAGUAAUGUCAGAUUGUCUGACGCCAGUGCUAGCUUACCGCUGCUUGGUGGACUCUGAUGCCCAUGACCAUCCGAGCAUGCUGUUUGAGUCUGUGGAGGAUGGCACCAAGGCGGGAAGGUACAGCAUUAUUGGUAUAGAGCCAGACGUGGAGAUUUUAGCGAAAGAGGAUCUUGUCACAGUGCUAGACCAUGUCAAAGGGACUAGGUACGAGGCAUUGACCGAUGAUCCACUGUCAAUGCCAAGCGAACUCUCGAAGGACUGGGUGCCAGUUUUCUCGGAAGGGCUUCCCGACACUUUCACAGGCGGGUGGGUGGGUUAUACGUCCUACGACACCGUGCGAUACGUUGAGAAAAAAAAGUUGCCGUUUGACCACGCACCUGAGGACGAUCGUGGCCUUCCCGAUGUGCACCUUGGUCUUUACAACAGUGUUGUCGUGUUCGAUCAUGUGACAAAAAUUAUUUAUGUCGUGAAGUGGGUACCUCUAGAAAACUAUCCUAGUGUGGAAAGUGCAUAUGAAGAUGGUCAAGCAAAGCUUGAAGGCAUGGUCGCACGAUUGGAAGGGUGCAUAACCGGUUCACAAUUCCAGGUUGGCUUUGUUGACCUGAAGCUGGCUAAGCAUGGCAACCAAGCAGCAGAGUCGAACAUGAGCAAGGAGGAGUUUGUGAAGGCGGUGGAAAAAUCGAAGGAACACAUUCUGGCAGGGGAUAUUUUCCAGCUCGUGCUCAGCCAGCGGUUUGAGCGGAGAACGUUUGCAACUCCAUUUGAGAUAUACCGUGCAUUGCGCGUCGUCAAUCCAAGCCCAUACAUGAUAUACAUGCAAGCUCGUGGCUGCAUCCUCGUCGCCUCCAGUCCGGAAAUUCUCUGCCGGAUCGACAAUAGGACGGUGGUGAACAGACCACUGGCAGGGACCCGACGGAGAGGCGCUACUGAAGAAGAGGAUGAAAGACUGGAGAGAGACCUGUUGGCAGAUGAAAAGGAGUGCGCGGAGCAUGUCAUGUUGGUCGACCUUGGGCGAAACGAUGUCGGCAAGGUUUCGAAAGCAGGAACAGUGAAGGUGGAGAAGCUGAUGGAGAUCGAACGCUACUCACAUGUUAUGCACAUUAGCUCUACGGUGACCGGAGAGCUUCUGGAGGAGAUGUCCUGCUGGGAUGCACUGAGGGCAGCCCUUCCAGUUGGGACAGUCAGUGGUGCGCCUAAGGUGAGGGCGAUGGAGCUGAUCGAUGAGCUAGAGCCAUCGCGAAGAGGGCCGUAUGCCGGUGGAAUCGGCGCAGUAUCAUACAAAGGGAACAUGGACAUUGCUCUGGCUCUUCGGACGAUGGUCUUCCCAACCUUUGGUCGUUACGAUGCAAUGCUGAACUAUAAAGAUCCGUCUCAUCGGCGCGAGUGGUUGGUGCACCUCCAAGCCGGGGCAGGUCUUGUCGCGGACAGUGACCCCGAGGCAGAGUACCAGGAAACGGUGAACAAGGCUGCGGCAUUGGCGAGGGCUAUUGAUCUGGCUGAGACUGCGUUUCUUGGCCCUAAGGCCAAUGGUGGGCUAAAAUAGGGGGCCCACAUUUCUUGGAUCAAAGGCCAAGAAGGAGUGUUCCUCAGAAGCGAAUGGACCAAAGCGGGGUCAAAAUGGACCAAAAUGGGGGACAGGGCGGGCCGAAAUGAACGAAAAUGGGGUCAAAAUGGGGCUGAAACGGGCGGAAGUGGGGCCAGAAUGUGGUCAAAAUGGGGUCGAAAAGGGGCCAAAGCGGGGUGGAAAUUGGCCGAAACAGGGUCAAAAUGGGCCAAAACAGGGUCGAAAUGGGGCAAAACAGGGUCGAAAUGGGGCAAAUGGGCGAGAAAGGGGUCGAAAGGGGACAGAAACGGGGGCCAGAAUGGACCAAAAACGGGGUGAAAAUGGGGCAAAGCAGAUCACAACGGGGGGCCAAAGUCAGCCAAAUUUGGUCAAAUUUGCUGAAAUGAGUCAGUUUCAGCAGCUAGUGGGCGAAAAUGAACGACUGGUCACAUC